Messenger RNA from Equus caballus (horse), 6257 nucleotides. Its product is annotated as probable ATP-dependent RNA helicase DDX60. The record is from RefSeq and is a predicted model, not a curated record. Gene Ontology annotation, molecular function: ATP binding; nucleic acid binding. Lineage: Eukaryota; Metazoa; Chordata; Mammalia; Perissodactyla; Equidae. Gene Ontology annotation, cellular component: cytoplasm.
AGUGCAGGGAGGGUGCUGCCAGUGAUUCAGCUGGAGCAAUAGCAUAGCUCUGUCUGCCUUUCUAGAGUUUCUCAGGACACCUCUGAGGACUCACUCCAACCAUCUUGUGACUGCUGCUGGCUAUUGGACUGUGACAAGGAAACUACAGACCACAGAUCAUGGCUUCUGCAUCUACUACGUCAAAUGAAAACUCAAGCUCAGGUAACAAUGAAAGUGAAAGCGAUAUUGAAAGUGAUAGCUGUGAUGACAGUGAGACCACAGAGAGUUUGUCCUCAUUUGAUCAAUCUGAGGAAGAAGAUCAACUAAGCUCAGAAGACGUAAUAGAAGAACCAGCUUCUAGGCAAUUACCAUCUGAGUUUGAAAUCAAUGAAGAGAAGCCUUCAAAAGUUGAACCUACAGAUGUUAGCGACUGUGAUUUAGAAAGAUCAGAAUUAAAGGAAUGUGAGGGAAUUCUGAGGAAGCUCUCAUUGUUGAUUUGGAAAACUCUGUCAAAAUCGAACAUGGUAAGCUUACUGAAAGACUUUGUUGAGUCUGAAUUCUUUUUGAUUGAUGGAGAUUCCUUAUUCAUCACUUGUGUUUCCAAUGUGAACUUCAAGAAAGGACAAACUCUUCACUUCUUCUAUAUUGUGGAACAAUUUCUGCAUGAUUUCAUUCAAAAGGAAGCCAAGUUUGUAAUAGUUUUUUUUAAGGAUGCAGAAAAUAUGUAUUUUAGUUACCCUGAACUUCAGGCCCUUCGUAUGAUAUUGAUUCAACAUUUAGAACACAAUACUGACGUCACUAUUCAUACAGAAUUUUCCAAUUGUCUGUCACCAGAAUGGGAGAUAUUUCUUCAACAAUGUUACCCAUAUUUCCUAAUUGUCUCAGAAAGGGGAAUAACACCUUGUCAAACAGACUUUUUAAACAUUUUUAUCAUUCAUGCUCUUCAGAAGAAAAUCAGUAUUGUGCAGCCUUCGGGAAUAGAGUCAGAUGUCCUAAGAAUUUACGGGUACUGUGCCUCAAGUUGCUAUUCACACAGGCUGUUUUUUGAAAUGCAUGAAAAACAGCUGCGGCACGCCUUACAUGCCUACGUAAUAGAGUAUUUCCAAAAGUCACAAGGAACAGGAAUAUUUCUUUAUGGUCAUUUGAAAUUAAACUUGGGAGACAUGCAGAAAGAGAUACAUCAAACCUUGUCCUUGCUUCAGAAUCUGUGGCCAGAAGGAGCUGAUAUCAGAAGUGUUGUCUGCUCCAUUUCAUGCUCUGUGACACUAAAACUCUACAAAAAAAUGUUACAUGAGGCAGAAGACUGUGAAAACCUAAACAUAUGCACAGAGAAUCAUAACACACAGGACUUGAAGAAACCACCAACACUAAAGGAAGCAGCAGAUCUUUGCAGAAUGCUCUGCCUUACUGUGGUUCUCCUUCAACGUUUACCUCUGUUUCAAAGAGCCAAGAGUAGAAUCAUUACUCAUGUUUGGGACAGCACACUUUCACCGUUUCUAAGAAUGCUAAAGAAAUGUGAAUUUUUCAUCCUAAAACAAUUAGAGGCUAGAAAUAAUUGGAAUGUGAAUUUCACUGGCCUGCCUGACUUAACUGAUAAUAUUUUGUGGAAAAAUAUUGCUUAUUAUUAUGAAAUUGAAUACAGUAGAGGGCUAAAUUUGGAAUUGGGUGACACUUUAAAGCAAGAAUGUCUGAAGCUGUGGAACACAGUCUUACUAUUCUCAGGGGAUGGUGAUCUGGGAGGACUCAUACCCCUGAGGACAACGUCCAGACCAUUUCUCACACAGAAGGAAACAUCCCCUGGAGGAUCAAAUCAAGAAAUUCAUAAAUCAGGACUCAUUCCUCUGAAAGCUGAGAUUAUUGAAGAAUAUGCUGGAGAUAUUAUGUCAGAACUACCUUUUCUAAGCAGUGAUGACCCAGCUGUUCUCUCUCUUUCUAAAAAGAGAGAAUUUGAUGAACUCACACACUGGCAUUCUGCUAGACCUCUCAGCGAUGAUUUUGAAAGGACUAGGUGCAGCAGUGAUGCUAAAUCCAAAGAUGCCAAAGGAAAAUGGGAAAUACAGAAAUUACAUCAUUUUUAUCAUGUCUUUGGAAAAUCUUUGAUAGGAAGUAACAGAUCAGUAAGGAUUGUACAAGAAAGAGCUCUGCCACCUCCAGAAAAUUCUUCUGGGAAAAAGAAAAGAAAACACCAGAAGACAAAUGCAGAAAAAUUUAUUGAAGAAAAUCAAAAGAGACAACUAGCUAAACUAGAGAAGAGAGAGGAAGAACGAUGGAAUAACUUGUCCCUAUAUAUUGAAAAGGAAAUUAAAGAAAGUCCUAAAUCUGGAAUAAAAAGACUAGAAGAUUUUCUACAAAUAUGUCCUGUUAAAUCUGUAAGAUUUACUGCAGAAAUGGUAGGAAUGGAUGCCUGUUUCAAAUUAUGGAUGGAAUACUGUUUAAAAACAGAAGCAGAAUCCAGAGAUAUAAGCAUAAUAAUUAACUUGAUGAAAAGGAUUCACAUAAUCCAUGAAAAAUAUUCAGAACUAUUACAAAAUACACAUCGACAAAAAUUAGCCAAAUAUCUAAGAUAUAUUGGAUUUGACAACUUGGCACACUCAUUAUAUCCUCAGGUGGCACAAUCACGUACUGAGAAGGAUAUUUCUAAAUAUUCAGUUCACAUGGGAGCAGCUCGGUUUCAGUUAACGUAUAUGGGACCUUACUUAUUUCGAGAAGAAAGAAGUGAUCCAGAUCCCAGGGUGCAACAUUUUAUACCAGACACAUGGCAGAGAGAACUUCUUGAUGUUGUAGAUAAUAAUGAAUCUGCUGUGAUUGUUGCUCCGACCUCAUCAGGGAAAACCUAUGCAUCUUACUACUGCAUGGAGAAAAUCCUGAGAGAGGGCAAUGAAGGGGUAGUUGUAUAUGUUGCUCCAACAAAGGCUCUUGUUAAUCAAGUGGUGGGAACUGUCUGCAAUUUAUUUACCAAAGCACUGCCAAAAGGAUUAGUGGUGUGUGGAACUUUUACAAGAGAUUACCGUCAUGACGCCUUGAAUUGUCAGAUAUUGGUGACAGUGCCUCAGUGUUUGGAAAUACUCCUGCUAUCACCUCAUAAUCAAAAAUGGGUGAAAAGAAUGAGAUAUGUCAUAUUUGAUGAGGUUCACUGUCUUGGGGGAGAAAUUGGAGCAGAAGUUUGGGAACAUCUACUUGUUAUGAUUCGGUGUCCCUUUCUGGCACUUUCUGCUACUAUCAGUAAUCCUGAACAUCUCACUGAAUGGUUGGUGUUAAUUAAAAGAUACUGGCAACAUGUUGAGAGCACAAUGGAAAAUUCUGGUUCAUCACAAAAUGCCCUGAAAGCUUCAAAGAAACAACAAAGAAAAAGAAUAGAAAAGUCAUCACACAUAGUUAGACUGGUAUGGUACAAAGAACGAUACAAUGAUCUAGAAAAGUAUGUGUGUUCUCUAAAAGAUAACGACUUUCUCAUUGAACACUAUCACCCAUGUGCUGCACUUACAGUCAAUCAUAUAGAGAAAUACGGAAUCCCUUUAGACCUUGGAUUUUCUCCUCGGGAAAGCAUACUGCUUUAUGAUGCUAUGGUACAUGUUUGGCCAGAAUGGCCAAGAAUGCAGGAGUUAGAACCUGAAGAAUUCAGCUGCUUCAAAAAUAAGGUAGUCAUCAUGAGGGCAGAUGCCAAGAAAUAUGAAGAGGAACUGAAAAAGGAAGUGAUUCAUUGGACUCAGCUGGACCGAACCAAGGUAAAUCAGUUACUGGAGUACCUUAAGCCUCAAACUUUUGACAGUUCAGAAACUGAAAAGCGAAGAAUGUUUCCUUGUUUUGUGGAAAAACUUAAAGAAAUGGAUAGGCUUCCUGCAAUAUUUUUUUCAUACAACAUUCACUCAGUGGAAUUAUCAGCUUCACGACUUCUUACUAAUUUGAUAAAUAAGCGAAAUACUCAUAACAAUCCAAUUUCUGAAAGAGAGAAGAAAAAUUUGAACAAGAAAUUAUGGAAAGCAAUAAGAUCUCAAAAGAGAAACUAUGCUGCUUUUUUAAACUCAGAUUCAAAUGCUAGAAUUCAAAGAAUUAUUUUAUGGGAGGCUGAAAUAAAGGAAAUAAAGAAAAACAUUAAGAAGCAUAAUGAAGUUUCUCCUGAGUGUACUUAUACUGAUCAUACAGCUGUGGAUAAUCAGACUUUAAUGAAGAUCUUACGCAGGCUGAGAGGAACAAGACAAUGCUACAAACUGCACAGUCUGUUACGGCGGGGCAUUGGAUAUCAUCAUGGUUCAAUGGAGUAUAAAGAAAGACAAGUUGUAGAGAUGCUUUUCAGACUGAAGCAUAUCAAGGUGGUAACAGCUACCUCAACUCUUGCUUUAGGAAUUAAUAUGCCAUGCAAAUCUGUUGUUUUUACGGAAGAUUCUGUGUUUUUGGAUGCCUUGAACUUUCGGCAGAUGUCGGGUCGUGCAGGAAGACGUGGAGAAGAUCUCAUAGGAAAUGUGUUCUUCUAUGAUAUUCCGUUACCCAAGAUACAAAGGCUCUUAAAGUCGAAUGUGCCCAAACUGAAGGGUCAGUUUCCUCUAAGCAUAUCCUUGGUUCUCAGACUUAUGCUGUUAGUUGCCAAAGCAAAUGACAAAGAGGAUGCCAAAGCCAAGGCAUUAUCAGUUCUCCAGCAUUCAUUGAUGUCCUUCAAGCGACCAAAGAUUGAGUGCAUGUUAAAAUUUUACUUCAUAUAUUCUUUGCAAUUCUUGGUCACAGAGGGAUACCUGAAUGAAAAAUGUGUUCCCAUUGGAUAUACUGGACUUGUGUCCCAUUUGCACUACCAUGAACCUGCAAAUUUCGUUUUAGUAAGCUUGCUGGUAAAAGGUUUAUUUCACAAGUUGUGUAUUCCAAUCAGCAUAGACGGCCGAAAGACAUUUUCUGAAGAUGUGAUGGAAACCUUAGUGGUGGUGUUAGCAAAUCUUUUUGGAAGACGUUAUCUUCCUCCUUGUGUGGAAAACUUUAAAAAGAAAUUUUCUCCCUCAAUAGUAACUCUAGAUGAUCUUCCCAAGGACUUUGCUGCAGUAGUAGAGGAGCACAAUAACAGAAUGCAAGGGAAUUUUGGUUCCUUCCUCCUAACAAUUUCUAAGUUGGCUGACAUGAGAAAAGAAUAUCAACUACCUCUCUCAGAAAUUGACUUUUCAGGUAAAGAAUGUGAAGACUCUGAACUGGUCUCUCAUUUGAUGCCUGGGGCUGAAAGCAGAACUGCUGUCUCCCCAUUUGCUUGCCUGUCCAACAUAACGGAUCAAGAUUUAUUUGACAUUAAUGUGGUAAAUGAUGCUAUGUUACAAACAAUUAACUUGAAUGUAAAAAAUAUUCCUUUGCUUUGCUUGAAUAAAUAUGAUAAGACUGGAAGGAAGUGUCCAUUGAAUGCUUAUGCAUUGAACUUCUACAAACAUGGCUCCCUGUUAGCGCUGACUUUGGGUAAUUGGCUAAAUAUGGGAGAUGCUUUUAAUUUAAUCAGAGAUUUUGCUCUUGUUAUUCAGUCUGUCAGGAUUUCACUAAGUGAAUUAUGUGAUGAUGAAGAUGACAAUGUUGUGCUGGCGUUUAAACAGCUAAGUGAGGCAUUCAAGACAAAACUUUGGAAAAAAAGAAGAUAUUGACAAUGUUAAACUUUACUCAAAUACUAUGCUCUUAGAAAACAGAGAUGAUCAAGAAAUUUUCCCACCCUUUUGUGUUCCAGGAAAUGGCUUACUGCAUAGAACCAUUCUUUCUCAUGACUUAGAUAAGACUCCUAGAUGUUGCGCUUGUUUACCUAUGACAAUCCUCAACACACUCUCCAAAUUCCCAUUCUUCGUCUUAUAAAUAAUUAGCUGAACUAACCAUCAGCUAAGUAGCUGUUUUCCCUUGCUGACUAAUCUGGAUGAAAUACCUGUUAACUUGACUUGACUAAACUUGAGUCAGGCUUCUCCCCUCCCCCCAAAUCCCUGAACUUUAACCUACCCUUAGGCUCCUCCUGAAAAGAGACUGGAAGCACUCCUAGAUUAACCAUCUCAGAUCAGCUGUUUAAUCUUGGAUGGACUGUGACUGGCUAUGUCAACCAAAGACAUUCCCAGAUCAACUGUACAAUCAGACCACACAUUCAUCUCAUCCUCCCACACCAGAUUCUUUCUGGCCUUGUUUACUUAUCUCUAUUAAUUAAAAAUCCUUUUUUGGCUAACAUUUAAGAUCUCUGCAAAUCUCAUGGUCAGAGCUUUCUCCUUUUUGCAUUAGCCCCUCAUUCCCUAGUGCAAUAGGCCUCACCACUUACUGCAAUAGUUUUUUCGAAUAAAAUCUCU